Messenger RNA from Guillardia theta CCMP2712, 1044 nucleotides. RefSeq lists its product as hypothetical. The record is from RefSeq and is a predicted model, not a curated record. Gene Ontology annotation, cellular component: plasma membrane. Gene Ontology annotation, molecular function: protein phosphatase 1 binding; protein phosphatase regulator activity. The coding region runs from base 1 to 1044 and encodes 347 amino acids. The transcript has 17 exons. NCBI's taxonomy places the organism in Eukaryota, Cryptophyceae, Pyrenomonadales, Geminigeraceae.
AUGGGCGCGGGCUCCUCUACCAAGAAGAAGCCAUUUUCUAACCUAGAUCAGGCAAGGCCGGCGAAGCCAACGGCAGGAGAUAAUCUUUCAGCCAUCAAAGAUGGUGCGAGCAUCGAGAGAGACAAGAAGGGGAAGCAAGUAAGCGAGUCGGACGAAGAACAGGCGUCAGAUGAAGAAGUUUUGAGCACUCAGGAUGAGGGCAACACAAAGCAUGUGCAGUUCUCAGAUGAAGAAUAUUUGAACUCCAACAAGUUUGUCACGGACCUCUUCUUUGCCGCUCAAGAAGGAAACGUUGACGAAUUCAAAAAGAAUAUGCAAGCGCAGAUUCCCCUUCACUUGGCUAUUCUCAUUUCCGACGUCAAUGCUGUACGCCUCUUGCUACAGCAAAGGGCAAUCGAGCAACUCAGUGCGGUGGAUUCUAAUGGAUUGGACGCAAUGCUGUUGGCAAUGAAGAAAGCCAAGCUGAACAUGGUGAAGCUGCUACACGAAGAGUACGAAGUUCAGCUUAAGCGAGAGGCUGGAAGAAAAACUUCGAUGCACAUGGUGGCCGAAUCUGGAGAUUUACCAACGGCAGAAUAUCUCUUGGAUGGGAUAUCAAAUGACGCGGACAAGAUCAAAUUUCUGAACAGAAAAGACAAGGAGGGGAACACAGCACUGCAUAUCCUGGCGAAGAGCAUGACUAUCGGAUCCACAAGGUCGACGAUCUUCUUUUCCUUCUUCCUCCUCACACCCACCCAGCGUCCUGCAAUCGUCGCGCUGUUGCAGGCUAGAAAGCCUCUUGACUCCUCGCGUCUGGAUGCCGUUAUGGUGUUCGGCGAGGACGAGAGCCUCGUUUCGAAGCCGAACGAUGCCCUGCUGAGAGAAAUCCACAAGGAACUCUGUGACGCCAUUAAGGUAGCUGAAGGAACUUUCAGCAUGAAAGAAAUUGUUCGAGAAUCGAGCGGGCUGGACGUCUAUUUCACUAUAUUCCCAGAGUCGAGCAGCUGGAGGACGUCAAAAGAGCUCUGGGGAAUGUCAGCGAUGCAGGAGAAUGAGUUGCGAUAG